UGAUUUUUCAUCAUAUAUCAUUUCCAAAUAGACACUUAGAUCUGCCGGAAGCCUACCCAAAGAAUGGUAAGAAUGAUUUUCUUAGGCUAUCCUCUUAUAAUAUCUUUAUCUAUUCUAUCCCAAGGCUUCCUGUUUUCAGUUUCAAAGUCUAUCAGAAAAUCAGAGACUAGUGAUGCUCUAUUAGAUACAAUUGCUCUAAGAAAAGCAUUAUGGAACGGUGAUAUGAUAGAGAAAUCGGAAGCUAACCCGCAGAAUCAUUACUCCAUGGACGACAGUACAAAUGUUAAUGAAGACGAGGAAAGCCUAAAGACUACAGGCCCUCAAAACAGUUACUUCAGCCGUGAUUUUCCUUUAAGUGUUGCCUUGAAACAGAUUCCGUUUUCACCAUUUAAAAGUUCAGUCCGAAAUUUGGAAACUGGAGAUGAAAAUGUUGAAUUAACACACGAACGAAGAGAUAUUGGCGAAAAUGAAAAUGCUGCAAAGUUUCCCAUAGGGAGAAGAGAUUUUGAUAUGCUCAGGUGCAUGCUUGGAAGAGUUUAUCGACCAUGCUGGCAGAUAUGAUGUACAGACCAAAACUGAACAACACCCGAUGGACGUAUAUCUGCAACCCACCCCUGGAAUGGACAGAGGAGCACAUGCAUAUAGUUUGCAUACAUUUAUUAAAUAAAAAAUACAAAAUAAAAUACUGAUCUGAGCAAUGUAAACCUGUUACGAAUUUCUUAUCACAAGUAUCACAUGGUUAAAAUAAGGGGGAAAGAAAUUGUUCACAUAUUACUAAAACAUAACACAUUUUCAACAGUACAAAUGAAAGUUUAUACACGGAAGAAGCUUGUUAACUUGGCUUGUCCUACAAUCAGUUUGUUUUUGGGUGCGGAUUUCCCUUUAGCUCUUGUGGCUGUAUUUUCCUUAGUUGUAGCUGAGCCAGCUGUAGCCCUCUUCUGAGGGGGCUCAUUAUCUAGCUUGUCAUGAGUUUCUCCUUUGUCUACCUGCUUUCUUUUCCUACUCUUUUGUACAGUCUUUCCUACUCUUUCCGAGUCUUCGCUGGACUUUCCUUUCACAUCUUUGUUGUCAGUGUUUCCUGACCUUAUCUGAAGUGCUGGUUUUUCUUUCUGCACAUAACCUAUAAUGAAGCAAAGUAAAACAUUUUAAGAAAAAACAAGUAAGAUCAAUAAACUUACACAUACUGUAGGAAAUAUUAAUGCUUCUAUUUACCAAAUUAUCCAGCAUUUCCAUUUCCAGCAUUUACAUCGUACACCACAGAAGAAAAAUGGAGGCUCUCCAUAAUAUGUGAACAUCUUAUCAAAAGUUAUUGUAUGUGCUGUUAUUGUGCUACCCAAACAAGAUGUAAAAUAAUAAAAGUUAUAUUAUAUGCACAGAUUA
Molecule: messenger RNA, 1380 nt
Organism: Pseudophryne corroboree (corroboree frog)
Lineage: Eukaryota; Metazoa; Chordata; Amphibia; Anura; Myobatrachidae
Gene: PMCH
Product: pro-melanin concentrating hormone
Exons: 3
Coding region: 64-561 (165 amino acids)
Biological process (GO): behavior; chemical synaptic transmission
Molecular function (GO): melanin-concentrating hormone activity; type 1 melanin-concentrating hormone receptor binding
Source: RefSeq, a predicted model, not a curated record